Chaetomium fimeti is the source of this 1243-nucleotide messenger RNA. RefSeq names its product SGNH hydrolase-type esterase domain-containing protein. Lineage: Eukaryota; Fungi; Ascomycota; Sordariomycetes; Sordariales; Chaetomiaceae. The transcript is spliced from 3 exons. Gene Ontology annotation, molecular function: cellulose binding; phosphatidylcholine lysophospholipase A1 activity. Gene Ontology annotation, biological process: carbohydrate metabolic process. Gene Ontology annotation, cellular component: extracellular region. The coding region runs from base 284 to 1147 and encodes 287 amino acids. The record is from RefSeq and is a predicted model, not a curated record.
GCCCGUCUGAAGCGACAGGCCAAUAUUCUGCUUGGGCUGGGAGACGCUGUGGGCCGAGGCGGCGGAGGAUGGCCUGUAAUUAACCGGUUGCUACUCCGUACACGACUACCCUACCGAGCCUACUAAGGUAGAUUUGGCAACCUCGGAACGGCAACCACCCUCGGGAACAUCCAAACUGGACAUAAAAUGACUGCGGCGAAGCUCCUCCUUCCGGCCAGGCGGGCACGGCUGUCUGCGUUUCUGGGACCACGGACUUUGAUGCAAAUCUGACCUCUUCGUUACCAUGCGUCUCCUCGGUUUCACGCUCGUCGCUGGCCUCGCGGCCUCGGCGUAUGGACAGAAGGUUAAAGUCAUGCUGCUCGGUGACUCCAUCACCGAGAUCACCUGCUGGAGGCCGAUGGUGUGGGACCAGCUCACGACGGCCGGGCUGGCGGGCAACGUCGACUUCGUCGGCACCAUGAGCAACCUGCAGGGGUCGUGCUCGAAGCCGUCGGGCUUCGACGUCAACCACGAGGGCCACUCGGGCUGGCAGGCGUACGACAUUGCGCGCAACAACAUCGAGGGCUGGGUGCAGAACACCAAGCCCGACAUCGUGCAGUUCAUGCUCGGCACCAACGACGUCAACAUCGGCAAGCGCAACGCCCAGUCCAUCCUCGAGUCGUACACCACCAUGCUCAACGCCAUGCGCGCCGCCAACCCCAGCGUCAAGGUCAUUAUCGACAAACUCAUCCCCACAAGCUGGAGCGACGCCACCGUCGAGGCCGUCAACACCGCCAUCCCGGGCUGGGUCUCCUCCCACACCACUUCCGAAUCGCCCAUCGUCAUCGCCGACUGCUCGCGCGCGGCGGGCUUCACCAACGCGAUGCUGCGCGGCGACGGCGUGCACCCCAACGACCAGGGCGACCGCUUCAUCGCGGAGCAGGUCGGGCCUAAGUUGAUUGAGCUUUUGAGUGGUAGCGGUGGUGGUGGUGGUGGUGAUGGGGGUGGUGGGAACCCUGCGGCGACGACGACCGCGGGUGGUGCGCAGCCGACGGCGGGGUGCGCGGCGUUGUGGGGGCAGUGUGGUGGGUUGGGCUGGGCCGGGCCGAGUUGUUGUUCGCAGGGUGCGUGUAGGGUGUCGAAUGAUUACUACUCGCAGUGUCAGUGAGUGAAGAGAAGGAAGGGUUGUGGUGUGUUUGGUAUGAAGAGGUUUGGGUGUGAAGACCCCGAAGGCGGUACAAAGAGUCUCUCGCAAACCAUCUAU